This is a messenger RNA of Camellia sinensis, 1637 nucleotides long. NCBI's taxonomy places the organism in Eukaryota, Viridiplantae, Streptophyta, Magnoliopsida, Ericales, Theaceae. The record is from RefSeq and is a predicted model, not a curated record.
UAACACUUCUCUUUUUUGCAGAUUUUGCCCACCUCCGUUCUCUAUAUAGUUAUCCCAAUCUUGCAAUUUUGCGAGCCGCACUACGGUGCCAAGAGAGGAGUUGGGCUAAGCUUCUGAAUUUUGAGCCGACCUACCGGUAUAGCGGUCGCCGAAAAGCAAAGGUAACCGAUUUUCUUCUUGAGGAAGCACCGGAACCGGACCCAACUUUGCCAGAGAUAAGACUUGUUCCGUUGACAGCUAAGGAAGAAAUGGCAAAGAAGAGUAGAGUCAGGGCCCUUCUAACUUCAACAACCAGAGGCGAAGUACAGCCAUCCAUCGAGGCGCAGCCUGCCGUAGUGGCCCUUCCUUCUCAGCAGCCUUCUUCAUCUCGGCCCUCCAAACGCGCCCGAAAUACACCGGCCGAACAGCAACUUGUUGAUGAGGUUGAAUCCCUCCCGCAAAGUCCUCAACCUUCCCCCCAACCGGAGCAAACUAACCGACCUGAAUCUCCGAAGUGGGCUCCGCCGCUGACCUUCAACGACCGAGAUAUCAAGGCCACUGACUCGGUCGUGGCUGAAAAAGAUCACCAACUGGCUUUUAACCUGGCCAAAAGUGUGUGCCUCCCUAAGGACAUGGAGCACCACUUGAAGCAACUGAACACCGAAAUGAAAUCAAUUCGGUCUGCUUCCAAGUCCAUGAUCUUGGCCUUACAAAAGAACAACAUUACAUACAAGAAAGUUCAAGAACUCCGCAAAACCACAAGGCAGGCGAUGGCGGAAGCCGAAGCAAAGUCGGCUGAACUAAUAGAAGCCGAAAGGAGAAUGGCCGAGCUACAAUCGGAGAACGGCCGUCUUGCCGAUCUAGUUAGUUCGGCGGAAGCGGAGAAGCAGAAAGCAGCCAUCGUUAUGAAGGACAAGUAUCUGCGGGAGUUGUUGAAGCUUGAGAAGAGAAAGGACGCCGAAAUAAGCGAGCUAAAAGAGAACAUGGAGGCGGCCGAAAAGGAGGGGUACAAGCGAGGUUACAAGGAGGCGGAAGAUGCCUAUGUCAAACAAUGCGACGCCGCCAAGGAGCUCUUCUUCAAGUGCGGCUGGAGGGCGGUUGUGGAGAAGCUCGGUCAUGAUGAUCAGACCGAGGUCUUCGACCCUCCAGCCUACUUUAUACCGAAGUCCCUGGCGGCGUAUGCAGACGCCUUGCAGCAGGAGUUUCUGGAGGACUCAGACACUGAUGACUCCUCUGCUCCUGAAGACAUUCCGGUUGAUAAUGUGGACCAGCCAGUUCGGUCGGAGCCCGCUGUGGAAGACUUGACAGUUGAUCUUCCCAGGGAAACCGUGAUUCCAGCCGAAGUGGCUCUCCCGAUUGUGAAUGAGCUCCCUCCAGAAACCGGUCUGCGAGUUGAUGGUGACGCUGCCUUUGACGCCGAGAUAGAUGAACUUUUUUCUUAAUUUUGUACUUUUUUUUUCAUUGUAACCGAACUACACUCGUUUGUAAUGACUUUUUCUUUGAACGAAAAUUUUACGCUAACUUUUAUUCCGGAUGUGGUAUGUCUUCUAUUACUCCAACUGUUAUUUCGGUUUUGGUUGGUUAAACUAUACUUACUAGUCAACCACUCCUUAGCCGACAUAAUUACUUCGGCUGAAGAGUACUAAGUGUUGGUUUAA